AUGUUAAAUCAUAACUUGUCAACAGUUCCAGCUUUAACAUCUAAUUUAUCAUCAUCAUCGCUAUCGAUUUUUUCUCCAGAAAUGAAUAAUUUCCAACUAUUAGAAUAUUUCAUAUUAAGAGAGGUUGACCAAUGUAAAAGUUGGUCCACUUUAUUCAGACUAAAUUCACCGUCAACCGAUUUAAUGUCACAGUUUCUCAGCAAUGACGCUUGUCGAACAUAUAUCUCCAAGUUUGUUUUGCCCAUCGUUUUGAUGGUAGAGAAAUCGAAUACAGACAACAUUGUUCCACGUGAAGUUGCCUUGAAAACCAUAAAACAAGUGACACAGAGCAUCGGCCAAUGUCCCGAAAUAAUAAUGAGCAUCUCCAAUUCAUUGCGCCGUAUAGUUUCAAUCAAGUUCCCGAACCACUGGAAUAUUGCAGUUGCCAGUUUCAUAUUCCUUCGAUCGAUAUCACCUGCAAUCGUUACCCCAGAGAAAAUAGGUAUCAAGUGUAAGAAGCUCACUGACAAGCAAAGAGACUUGAAGUUGAGCAUUGUGAAAUCACUGCAAGAAUUGGUAAACUCAUCCAUUUCAAAACCAACUUCAUCGUCGUCGCUGUCCUCACUCGAAGAAGAGGCAUGCUGCGAAACCGACGGCAAAGACAAAGACUUGACCGACUACUUUAACCGAAUUUCAGUAACACCAAACAACCCCGACAGAACACAACGAUUUAAAAUUUCACCACAAUAUAGAAACAAAUCAACCUACAAUUUAAAGCAAUACGUUAAUGACUCUCGAAAUGAAGAGAACCUAAAUGACCCGGUCCUACUAAAAGUUGAAGAAGUACUUUUGGCAAUCGAGGAGAAACAAUCGUUUAUGAAAAAAUUGAAAAAGAUAUUCAAAUAA
This is a messenger RNA of Heterostelium album PN500, 885 nucleotides long. RefSeq lists its product as uncharacterized. Gene Ontology annotation, biological process: regulation of GTPase activity. NCBI's taxonomy places the organism in Eukaryota, Evosea, Eumycetozoa, Acytosteliales, Acytosteliaceae. The transcript has a single exon. Bases 1 to 885 code for a protein of 294 amino acids. The record is from RefSeq and is a predicted model, not a curated record.